Micromonas commoda is the source of this 497-nucleotide messenger RNA. RefSeq lists its product with no specific name. The record is from RefSeq and is a predicted model, not a curated record. Gene Ontology annotation, molecular function: structural constituent of ribosome; RNA binding. The transcript has 3 exons. Gene Ontology annotation, cellular component: cytosolic small ribosomal subunit; ribosome. The coding region runs from base 24 to 284 and encodes 86 amino acids. Gene Ontology annotation, biological process: translation; ribosomal small subunit assembly. Lineage: Eukaryota; Viridiplantae; Chlorophyta; Mamiellophyceae; Mamiellales; Mamiellaceae.
UUGGCUAACGUCCGACUAGCAAGAUGGUUCUUGCCCAGGACAUUGAUCUCCUCCACCCCCCCGCGGCUCUGGAGGCCCGCAGGCACAAGCUCAAGCGCCUCGUGCAGAGCCCCAACUCCUUCUUCAUGGACGUCAAGUGCCAGGGUUGCUUCAACAUCACCACCGUCUUCUCCCACAGCCAGACCGUGGUGCUCUGCGGCUCCUGCUCCGCGGUGCUCUGCCAGCCCACCGGCGGCAAGGCGCGCCUCACGGAGGGUUGCAGCUUCAGGCGCAAGGGCGAUUAAGCGGAACGAGCUAGCGCUCGCGAGCUUAGAGAGUUAACUGGGGGGUUUUUCAUUUAGGGGCGGAGGGAGCACCGGCGGGGUUGCGCGAAGAUUUAGUAAUCUUUCGCAGACGCUUGCGCAAGCUCACGCCCUCGAAAACACGCGGCGGAGCCCUCUCUCUGAGUGGGAGAGGCACUGGUAGAGAGUAAUACAGACUCUAUCUCGAAAAAAAAA